AUGGCCCCAAAAUCCAAAAAACCCGUCCCAAAACCUCAACCAAAGACUACGACCCCAAACUGGCCUCCCCUCCGCCCCCUCCUCCCCGCCGCCGAUCUUACCUUGACCCCCCCUCCUCACCGACCAAAUCUACCUAAUCCGCAACUUCCUCCCAGGCACCCUAAAGACGAGGCCUUACGCGUCAACGACCGGUUCCAGAUUGACGAUGCGCGGUUUGCGGAGAUGCUGUGGAGCACAACGGCAUUGAAGGAGCUUGUCACGACGCGUUUCGAAGAAGACGAGUACGGAUACAGCCAGCCUGCCGAAGAAGACGAUAAUGCGCUUGCUGAACGCGCACGUCAACUCUGGGGCGGGGAGCCGUUGGGGUUGAAUCCUAAUAUUCGCAUUUAUCGAUACUCUGCAGGACAGUUUUUCGGACAACAUUACGACGAUGCCAAUAAUAUAACCCUCCCCCCACCGAACUCGCGCUCGAAAGCGACACCUGCACGCACAACCUGGACUCUACUGGUCUACCUGACAUCCUGCACAGGCGGUGAAACAAUCUUCUACCCAGAGGCCACGCGCGCAAAUCGCAAUCCAGGGCCGAUAGCUGUUGCGCCGGAGGUUGGGAUGGCGCUGUUGCACCGACAUGGAGAUCAUUGUAUGAUACAUGAGGGGGCCGAGGUUACGGGGGGAGAAAAGUGGGUUUUGAGGAGUGACUUGGUUGUUCCAAGGUGA
Messenger RNA from Penicillium crustosum, 717 nucleotides. RefSeq lists its product as uncharacterized. The record is from RefSeq and is a predicted model, not a curated record. Gene Ontology annotation, molecular function: L-ascorbic acid binding; iron ion binding; procollagen-proline 4-dioxygenase activity. NCBI's taxonomy places the organism in Eukaryota, Fungi, Ascomycota, Eurotiomycetes, Eurotiales, Aspergillaceae. Gene Ontology annotation, cellular component: endoplasmic reticulum. Gene Ontology annotation, biological process: peptidyl-proline hydroxylation to 4-hydroxy-L-proline. The transcript has 3 exons. The coding region runs from base 1 to 717 and encodes 238 amino acids.